CCCCCCCCCCCCCCACUUAUUCAUCAGCUGGUCUGGAGGUCUCUAAGCAUUAAUUCUUAUUGGUGAUUUUGAAGUGACCUGGUUCAGCAACCAAGAUAAUGGAGUACAUGGUCUCUAUGCCUUUUACUUCAGCUCAAUUGAUAAAUUGAUGUCUGAAUAUAUGAGCAAUUAUUAGGAAAAUAUCGGAGAACUGGUUUUAGUCCUAUAUCCAGCUUUGAAUGCUCAGACUGCAAAUUACAUGCGACCAGUUAUGUAUGCACGGUCCUUUUAUCAUGGCAUCCAAUUUCACAGCUGAUUUGUAUAGAGGAUUCUGUCACCUCUCCAAUUGUCAAGACAACAGUCUACUUUUAUAAGAGUGAUUGUGUGCAAAAGUGGUCAGACUCUGUGAUACUAAUUCAUUCUCAGGUAGUUUAGCUGUAAUAUAAGUUUAAAAGUUUCAAAAUUCCAUUAUUUCUAUUAAACAAUUCUUGGGGGCAGCUUGAUUGCUUAACAUAAGGAAAUAAGUCUUACUAUUUCACAUGUAUGCAUUUCUGAACAUUUUAUUUGCAAUUGAAAUCAGAAACAAAUUGAUAAAUAUUUUAUAGUAUGCAUUAGUCAGCUAUCCCAUCCAAAAAGUGGUUGAUUAGGAAACCGAAAGUCCCAGUCAUCUAAUCCUAAAUCAAAUUAGGAUAGAAAUGCAUGACGAUCACUGUUGAAGCCACACCAGCAUCAGGAACUGGAAUGAUUGCAUGUUUGAUAUUAUAAACUUUGAGAGUUCAUUUGAUUUUUAGAUAAAGACAUUGAGAAAGAGACACUUAUCUCAUUUGAUGUCUUUCAUUAAGUUGAGAGCCCCUACCUAUUUUAUAAGUGUUCCUUGUAAGCUUUUUUAAACACUUAUAAAAAUGUGACCCCCAUCAAAUAGUACAACUUAUGAGAUUGCACAUAUUCGGAACAUUUUUUAUUUUUAUUAAAAUUAUCUGGCAAUUUUGUAACUCAACAUCAUAUCUAUUAUUGAUUAUGUAUCUGUCAGCAUCUCAAAAAUAGCAACAUUUCCCAUAGUUUCAAUAUUACAGUUUUCAAAUGCAAUUAAAAUCGAAAUUGAUGCUUUAUAAAUGAUUGUUUAAUGUCAAUCGCUGGCCCUAUAGCCCUCUCCUUGUCUAUUAUUUGAAAUUUAAGUGCCCACUUCGUGCUUCACAGGAAACAUAUGGGAUGUAUAAAUAUUUUUAUGAAAGAUUUUGAAUGAUGGGGGAAAAUAAUGUACCUAUAACUCUCAGAAAAAUGAGUCAAUUUAAUACUUGAAAAGACUUGAAGAUGUUGAAGUGCUUACAAAAUCUUCAAUCAUUUAUAUUCUUCAUCUUUGGUGUAGAAAAACUCUCUGAAAAUUCUAUCACUUGCUUGAUGAAGAAACAGUUUGAUCAAUGUGUGGGACAAAUACUUUUGAAAAAAGGAAGUUAAAUUCUCUUAGGCUAAUAUUUUUAUUAAAUAAUUAAAUAAUGAAUCUUUGAUUCAGUUCUAUGCAUAUUUCCUAAAAGUAUACAGCUUUUUUUUAUUGGUUGGCAACAGAACAUUUUAGCCUGUUUAUCCUUGUUCAAAAGGAAUUCACUAAAUUGGGAAAUAGUGUCACGCUUUUGAAUUGCAAUUUAAAAGACAAAGCUUUACUCUACUCCCACACCUAAUCACCUUUCAAAAAAAUUGCUACAAUGAAGUUUUCUACUAUUAUAGUACAAACUGUGUUACAUUGAGUGUAUAGUAGCAUGAUAAUUAAGAGAUCUACUGAAUGAUUCUCAGGAAAAGAUUAAGUGUGACGUCAGAUCAUCAAGUUAAACAUCCUUUGCUACUUCAAGCAGAUGAGAAAAAGUGAAACACUAGGGAAUCUUUUACAGAUAUUGCUUAAGGGAGUGUGAAGUUUGUCACAAAGAAUCAUACUAAUCUGUUACCGUUUAAUGCAAAAAGUGAAUUAACGUUUUGGUGAAAUAUUCAGGUGUUAACAAGUGGAUCAUAUGUCUGAUGUGUUCUUCAUGCUAUGGGAGAUCUAGAAUAUUGUCAGAUGCUGAAGGAAAAGCCAUAAUUUAGGGGAUGAAGAUUAGUACUCCCCAGUAUGAGGGGAGGAACCCCUUCCAGCUCCAGCUGUUACGGACCAACAGAACCAGGGACUCCCCAAUGGGACUGGAUCCUAAUCCAGGAUUGGAUAAAACAGCCUGUGAAGUGGAGAACUACAGACUGUGUGCUGAUGGAAGCUGUAUAUCACAAGUGGAUCUUUGCCCGGAGGAGCAGCUGAUGAACCAGAAUACCAUCCUGAUAAUGAUCGUGGUCGGGCUGGCCGUCGUCAUCUUUCUCAUCGUCCUGUAUUGUUUCCAGCAAAGAAACAGAAGUCCGACUCAUAGCCGAGGCCGAUCAGUUCGCAGCAGUGGAACCAAUGGGGAUGAAGCCGACCGAAUUUCUUUAUUUCUACCUCCUCCUACCUAUGACGAAGUGAUAACAACCAACUUAUACCCACCUACACCUCAGAUUUUCCACAGAAGGGACAGAAUAACUUCUUCAGAGGAGCCCCCGAUGACUCCUCCCCCAAAUUAUGACACUGCCUUAAUUCUCCUAUCCAGGAGCCACGAAUCAGUGUUGUCACCAAGUUAUGACACGGUGCCUAAAAGACCUUCAUUGAAUAGAGGUCAUCGUAGGAGCUUAUCAGUGGACCAGUUAAGUCCUAAUCCAGGGGACACUAGUGUUCAAAUUUUUCAUUUUCAAGAGACAGCAGAACCAAACCAAGAAAAAGCGAAUUUCAACACAAUCUCUGAGGCGAGGUGACAAAAGAUGUUCUAUAACUCUGGAAUUCAUAUGUGGACCAAUUCAGAGUAGAUCUCCAAGGGAACAGAUGCAGCUUCCAGAAACGUCCAGGUCUUGCCAUAAUCAUACAGUUUGAUUGACUGACAGAGGCAACAUAAUGUUGGUGAUUCAGAUCUUCAACUUGUGAAAAUGUCAGUGAUAUGCAGCAAACUGGAGAUUUACUUGUGCAAAAUGUUGAUAUUUAUUUGUACCAUUUUGUUUUUUAUGACUGUGAUGUAGAGACUAAAUGAACUGAUGCCCAAGUUCAUCAUUUGCGUACUCU
This is a messenger RNA of Magallana angulata, 3082 nucleotides long. RefSeq lists its product as uncharacterized. The transcript is spliced from 5 exons. Bases 2056 to 2781 code for a protein of 241 amino acids. The record is from RefSeq and is a predicted model, not a curated record. NCBI's taxonomy places the organism in Eukaryota, Metazoa, Mollusca, Bivalvia, Ostreida, Ostreidae.